AUGAAGAGUCGGCCGACGAGGGAUCGUCUCGUUCUGGUGAAGGUGAUGAGCGCUGUCAAGACGGGCAGAUGCGUGCAAUUGUCCAAGUCAAAGAUCAGAGGAAGUCGAACGAGGCUCAGAGCAGAUCUGCCAUUGAGUCGCAUCAUGUCCCAGUGUUGGCACUUUGUUCUAGCUUUAAACAAUGAUAAACAACCAUUAGGCUUCCCAUUGAGCGCCACUGUCGAGAAACCGCGCAGUAGCUCCAGUGAUGGAUCGCACUCGCACAAUAGGGAGCCGAGUGUAAGACAAAACACUGCGCGAACUGCGCAGCGCCGUGUCCGUCUAUUGUGCUCGGGAUUCAAAGAAGGUCCACCUCCAGCUGGUAAUUCGCUCGCCGAGUGA
Leptosia nina is the source of this 381-nucleotide messenger RNA. The record is from the annotation of a GenBank genome assembly. NCBI's taxonomy places the organism in Eukaryota, Metazoa, Arthropoda, Insecta, Lepidoptera, Pieridae.